Scophthalmus maximus (turbot) is the source of this 2466-nucleotide messenger RNA. It is a transcript of the gene dnai7, whose product is annotated as dynein axonemal intermediate chain 7. The record is from RefSeq and is a predicted model, not a curated record. The coding region runs from base 545 to 2407 and encodes 620 amino acids. The transcript has 17 exons. NCBI's taxonomy places the organism in Eukaryota, Metazoa, Chordata, Actinopteri, Pleuronectiformes, Scophthalmidae. Gene Ontology annotation, cellular component: axoneme. Gene Ontology annotation, molecular function: microtubule binding; beta-tubulin binding.
GGCCACCAGCUGUCGGAUCUUGUCCGGGUCCGUCUCGUCUCGGUUCUUCACGAAGGCUGCCUUCAGGCGCUCCCUGAAAUACGCCGCUCCCUGGGGAUACUCUCGGCCGAGGCACCAAAGAAAGCAAAGGUACGAGCAAAGGGCAGUCAGCACAUUCUCUGUUUCAUGAACAUAUUUUCAUUUGAUAAUGAAAUCAGUUCUGUAGUCAGAGAUCCAGAGUACACAGAGUCAGUGUGUGUCCACCCUUCUCCUUAGUAAUGUACCCAUUUCCAAGGGGAACCUAAACUGACCAAGGCUCAGAAGGCGAAGCUGAAGAAAGAGGAGGAGAGGCUGCGAGAGGAAGAGGAAGCCCGGCUACGGGCAGAGAGAGAGGAACAGGAGAGGUUGGAAAGGGAGAGAAAGCAGAAGGAGCUGGAGAGGCUCGAAUUAAAGUGAGAGCAGAGAGGUCGACCUGAAUAAGCUACGCCAUCUUCUGGAGAAGAAUCAUACCGCAGUAACUAAAUGGAGGGCUGAUGCUGCGGAGAAGGCCAAGUGGGAUAGGUACAUGCGUUGUGAUGGUAAACCUGACCCAGCAGUUCAGCAGGAUAUUUACACAUAUAUCAGCUUAUGGAGAGAUGACCCAGAGGUCAACAUCACACCUGUGCUCCAGCAAUGUGACUUCGCUCUCCAGCUGGUGGAGGAGCUGGAGAGUCUGCUCAGAGAAGUCACAGAUCCGAGAGAGGGCCAGAAGUACCAGGAGUCUCUCAGUAAUUUGCAGGAGUUAAUCGUCUUCAAACAGCAACUCGCCACUGAGGAUAUCCUCAAGAGGGCCAACGACAACAUUGACACCGAAACGGGCAACAUGCAGUCGGUGGUGAAAGAUGACAACAUUACACUCUGUCUGUGGGCCAACUUCAAAAAGAAUCCCAGGUUUAAAGAAUUUAACUUUGAAGAGGUCGGCCUCGGCUUCGAGCUUCCCAAACAGUUGGCUGUAAGCGAUAUUGUUGUACGGAUUCUCCACACGCACUAUGACCACCUGUCCCUGCUUGCCAGGAUGGCUCAGCUGCAAACACACACACCUAGCCACAGAUCGCUUGCAGGGGGCGACGAGGUUCAAGCAGAAAUCGAUCUGCCUGAGCAGGGGGAGGCAAAAGACGCUGGGCAGGCGCAGGAGGACGCCGGGACACAGCAGCGGAGAGUGGACGAGGAGUCGCAGUCCGUCCAAGGAUUAGAAGACAGGAAGAGUGCAAUCAGUCUAAAGUCGAGGACAAACAGUUCCCAGCUUGCAGAAGGCAGAGGGAGCCAGAUACUGACACAGAUGGAGGGAGUCAGUGAUGAGGGGGACUUGACCUCUUCCUCGGUGCAGGGCACAGUGGUGGACGUCAGUGAGAUUGUGCAGGUGGUGGACUUGAUGGAGUACACGCCUCUGGGUGGGGUCUUCUACUAUGAUGUGUUCUGCCUCCCACCACAAGCCCGCCACGUCCAUGGCUGGGAAAUUAGACAGGAGCUGGACACAGGGCUGCAGGUGUUCCCCUACCCCACAGAGUCGUUGGACUUCGAUGACAACGAGCCCGUCACCUGCCCGCCUGUCGGAGUGUCUGUGUCGCUGCCCGACUGUGUCGUCUUCUUGGAGACUCCCCAAGUGGCUCGCUGGGAUGCUGCAGGUAAACAGUGGCGGAUGGAUGGCAUCACGGAUGUCUCUUACGAGAAGGAAGAGGCCAAGGUCACCUUCAAGAUGGGCUCCUUCCAAGCUUUUGUUCUGAUGCAGGACACUUACGCCAACCUGCCCUUCCAGAGCUGGGAACUCAGGCCACUGGACAAAGACUCUGCUGUUUUCACUGUCAACGGAGCACUCAUCGACCUCAGCAUCACGAUCCAGGGUGACCGGUGCAUGCUGCAGACCGAGCAGGAGAAAGGCCUCUCUCACCUCCAAGGAAAGUGGAUGAGCUGCCCCGUCCUGCAGAGAGCCAUGCUCAGCGCAGGGAUCAACAUCUUUGUGAAUGAGUACACUGACAAAUAUGUCAGCUCCUUUGGCAAGGACCCACUUACAGAACAUGCCGCCUAUGAACAGAUGGCCCUCUUCGCCUCGGCCUGUGCCUUCUCGUGGAGCAAGUGGAAUGCUGAAUGUGGAGCCGGGCAUCUGGUCAUCCAGGGAUGCGAGCACCAUGGCAGCGACACUGUGCCUAAGGACUCGUGGAGUCUUUUCCUGCUGGGUGCUCAGAGGUAUCACAAGCUGGAAAUUACAGAGAAGAGUGAAGCCUUCUCUCCAGACCAUGACCCUGGCACUGAUUGUCACUCCACCUUCAUCCACAUGCUCCAGGACAACAUGAGCGCCGAUGGCAUAGCCAGGACCAGAGGAUCCAAUUAUCUGUUCGUCGAUACCGUACAGAAUCUGCUCUGUGCCAGCAGGCCCCUGAUGCAUUCCUAAACCUGCGUAAAAUGACUUGGUUGUUUUUAAAUGAAUUAAAUAUGUUUUUAACACCUGAA